Messenger RNA from Parastagonospora nodorum SN15, 765 nucleotides. RefSeq lists its product as hypothetical. The coding region runs from base 1 to 765 and encodes 254 amino acids. The transcript is spliced from 2 exons. Lineage: Eukaryota; Fungi; Ascomycota; Dothideomycetes; Pleosporales; Phaeosphaeriaceae. Gene Ontology annotation, cellular component: membrane. The record is from RefSeq and is a predicted model, not a curated record.
AUGUACAACCGCGCGGACAAGGCUCCUUUGGCUCUGUUCAUCGUGAGCCAAAUUUGCAUCUACCUAGGCCCAGUCACGGCCUUUUUCGGUGGGCUUAUGGCCAUAGUUGAGGGUUUGAGCGGCUCUGGAGUUUCAUUGACGGCCAAUGCGAAAGCCAAGGAGUCGACUAAGAAGAUGGGACAUACUCUCCUCCUUGUUGCCCUCGCACUCCAGGUCUGCGUCAUCUUCAUAUUCGUCUAUCUCUCCGUCGUCUUUCAUCGACGAUGCAUCAAGGCUCGAGUUCCCGCGCAAAGCAAAGCUGUGAGAUCGACCCUGAUGACACUCUACCUGAGCAUGGCGCUGAUAUUCGUACGCUGCGUCUUCCGCCUCGUCGAGAUGGCAACAAGCUCGACGAGUGUGGAUAUUACAAGCAUGGAGCGUUUGAUGAAGUUGAGUCCUGUCCUUCGGAACGAGGCGUACUUUUACGCCUUCGAGGCGAGCCUGAUGCUCAUCAACUCUGUUCUCUGGAACGUGCGACACCCUGGACCAUAUCUGCCUGGAGACACUCACAUCUACCUGGCACAAGACGGAACGGAGGUUGAGGGAGGAGGAGACGGAAGUGAGGACCGACCACUCCUGCUCAACAUGGCCAACACUUUGAUGUUCGGUUUACUCUACCGAGAUGAUAAAGACAACAUGCAUUCUCAAGCCCAGGAGCUUCAGGAGGUACCGGAUAGCAACGGCAAUACUCGGUUUGGACUUCGCCAUGGUGGGCGCGCUACCUAG